This is a messenger RNA of Neoarthrinium moseri, 1440 nucleotides long. RefSeq lists its product as uncharacterized. Gene Ontology annotation, biological process: ribonucleotide metabolic process; RNA catabolic process. The transcript has a single exon. Gene Ontology annotation, cellular component: nucleoplasm; ribonuclease H2 complex. The coding region runs from base 1 to 1440 and encodes 479 amino acids. NCBI's taxonomy places the organism in Eukaryota, Fungi, Ascomycota, Sordariomycetes, Amphisphaeriales, Apiosporaceae. The record is from RefSeq and is a predicted model, not a curated record.
AUGGCGCGCACCCGCUCCAAGGGCGGCGCAACCACAACCACCAAAUCAGCCUCAAAGUCACAGUCCUCGGCCAGCACAGAAUCGAGAUACACCCUCCCCGACGAAUCGCCAAACCCGCCCAAGAUCUUCAUCCUCCCCAGGAAAGCCACCCCGGAGGCCCGCGUGGUAUCCCUACUCAACCCUCGCUACGGCAAGCCGACCCGCUACCUCGUAUGCCCCUCGACGGGCGUCUACGAGUUCACUCGCAUCGCCGCCCCGAAGAGCACCCCGCGGAGCUGGCUGAUUGAGCACAGCACUUCCUCCCCCACCACCAGCAACUCAGAACCACCUUCUGCCUCCCAACGUGAGGAGAAAGACGAGGAGACGACGACAACCGAGAAGGGCCAGGAUGAGGACGAGUUCGGAGCAUACAUCACCAGGGGCGCCGAGCUCUUUGUCGCCACGCCCGUCGACCCGGUCUUCUUGGUUCUGCCGGCGCUGAGUUCGAGCUCGGCUGAGGAGGGCGGCGCGAGCAACAAAAAGAAGAAGCUAUUUCUGUCGAGCGACGACCACUUUGACAACCUGGCGCGCGGGGGUCAAGACGCCCUGUCGCCACACCUCGGCGAGGUCCUGCGCUGGGGCAACAUUAGGGCGCUGUUCGAGAGCCGCAUGGCCGUCGUUUGCGACACGGUCGACGCCGGCGACGAGUCCAUGUACCGCCUGAGCGAGGAGAAGCUGCUGGCCGUGCUGCUGGACAAGGCCCGCAGCAUGAGCACGACAUCGCUGCCGCCCAGCAUGGAGGAAAAGUUCGUGGCCAAGGCCCUGGAAGCGCCCGUCUUGAGCGUCAAGCGGGAGACACCUGCUGCCGCACCCCAGGCGUCUACGGAAACACCAGCCUCACAGUCCGCGGUCUCGACGCCCAAGGUCGAGAAUUCCGAGUCGCAAUCAUCCGUCUCCUCCGCCGACACGACAUUGACCACUGUCUCGGACGCCUCCACGGCCGCCACGUCGGUCGCGGUGGCCGAGGAGGAGGCGGCCAACUCGGAAGCCUUCGAGCUCAAGCCGGCCAUAGUGGCGUCGCCCGAGGUCAUCUCGCUGCAGCGCCUGCGGACGGCCCUGUCCUUCAUCCUGUCGUCGUACGUGGCGCCGGCCCAGGCGGCGCGGCUGCGGGAGCAGCUGGGGGCGCGGGCGGAGCUGCAGGCCGAGUUCGGGCCGCUGGACGACUACCUGGGGCGGGUGGCGGCGCUGCGCCAGGAGGCCGUGGCGGCGCGGUCCAUGGCCGACUACUCGCGCAAGCGCGUGCUGGACGACGAGGAGCUGGCCGAGCGCGCCGAGAAGAAGCGCCGCAAGGACGAGGACGACAAGCGCAAGAAGGCCGGCCUGUCGCGCGGCGUCAAGACCCUCGGCAAGGUCAACACGAGCGGCAUGAAGAAGAUGAGCGACUUCUUCAAGAAGAAAUGA